GUUGCAACGUCAGUACAAUCGCUAUCUCCGUUUAGUUUACACGCGCUUAUCGGAAUAUCGGAUCAUAUUAUAUUGUUAUUUUAUUAAUAAAACAAUAGUUUUUUUUUUAAAGAAUUAUAUGGCAAAAGUGUAAGGUGAGUUUCAAUGAAAAGGAAUUUAGACAGUUUUUGUUACGAUAAAAUAUCUAGUGUCCUCGUAUCGUGUAUCUAAUAAUGGAUUGUGACUGUGAUUAUAUUCUACCGACUAUGGAUGGUUGGGAGCAGCAUUACCAAAAUUGCUCAACUGUUUGGUUUAAAGAUUACGGAACUGAACCACCCAAGAAUACAGACGGGUCCAUUCGUUUGAGAAACAAACACCUUUCCAGGCUACAUCACGAUGUUUUGUAUCAUUUGGGCCUCGAUACUGAAAAUUACGACUUGCCAGCUAUGUUUGGGGAUGUCAAGUUCGUCUGCAUGGGUGGAACGAAAUACAGGAUGAAAGAAUUUGCUAAAUACAUUGCAAAAGUGUUAAAUAUACCGGACGAGGGCUUAGUGAAUUUGACUAAACAUUCUCACAGAUAUGCCAUGUACAAAAUUGGGCCUGUACUUUCUGUUAACCAUGGUAUAGGAAUCCCGUCAAUGACAAUACUGCUACAGGAGGUCAUCAAGCUGCUGAGUUACGCCAAAGCAAAGGACCCACUAAUUUUUCGUAUUGGCACGAGCGGGGGGCUAAAUAUACCCCCGGGUUCCGUUGUCGUAUCCUCAUGGGGUCUUAAUGGGACUUUGAAGAAAUCUUACGAUAUUCCAGUCAUGGGUAAAAUUAUGGAAAUUCCGUCGAUAUUUGAUAAAAGAUUAAAUCAGGAACUGCUGUACCUCGCGUCGAAGGAGGGAAAGUUUUCCACGUUUGCCGGGGGCACUAUGGCUGCGGACGACUUUUAUCAAGGCCAGGCUCGUUUAGACGGUCCAUUCUGCGACUACACAGAAUCAGAUAAGCUGUCCUUUCUCAACACUUUGGUGCAGAUGGGGGUAAAGAACAUUGAGAUGGAGGCAACUGCCUUCGCGGCAUUCACGAGGGAGGCUGGAGUGAGGGCCGCUGACGUCUGUGUGACUCUGGUGAACCGAUUAGAACAAGACCAGGUAACGCCCAGUAAAUCUGUAUUAUUGGAAUGGCAAGAGAGACCUAUGGUGAUAAUCGGGAAAUAUAUUUCCAAGUAUUGUGAAAAAAUAUCAAGUGUGAAGUGAUAAAAAUAUACAUAUAACAAACAACAAAUAAAUGAAAAGUAUUGGAA
This is a messenger RNA of Maniola jurtina (meadow brown), 1267 nucleotides long. Its product is annotated as uridine phosphorylase 1-like. The coding region runs from base 213 to 1220 and encodes 335 amino acids. Lineage: Eukaryota; Metazoa; Arthropoda; Insecta; Lepidoptera; Nymphalidae. Gene Ontology annotation, cellular component: cytoplasm; cytosol. Gene Ontology annotation, molecular function: uridine phosphorylase activity. Gene Ontology annotation, biological process: nucleotide catabolic process; uridine catabolic process. The transcript is spliced from 8 exons. The record is from RefSeq and is a predicted model, not a curated record.